Molecule: messenger RNA, 10546 nt
Organism: Astyanax mexicanus (Mexican tetra)
Lineage: Eukaryota; Metazoa; Chordata; Actinopteri; Characiformes; Acestrorhamphidae
Gene: rab11fip3
Product: RAB11 family interacting protein 3 (class II)
Exons: 14
Coding region: 1711-6282 (1523 amino acids)
Biological process (GO): regulation of cytokinesis; endocytic recycling
Cellular component (GO): cleavage furrow; endocytic vesicle; midbody
Molecular function (GO): calcium ion binding
Source: RefSeq, a predicted model, not a curated record
GUGAUUCGCUCAUCACUGUGUUACCGCUGCUGCGGCUGCUGAUGCCAGUGUGAUCCAUCCACGGGAGAUACAUCGCCUGUUUAAAGGUUUUCGAUUAUGGACACUCGUUGCCAGACGUGUGGAGGAUCUAAUGGAUAAUAAUUUUAAUCAUAAUGGGGGAAUUACGCGUUUUCUGUUCGGUAUUCAUCUUCUAAUCCGAGCUAAACGCGAAGCACAGGUGGACGAGUCGUCUGUGGACCGCUGGCCUCGGGAAUUCUGAGGAAAAACACCGAGAGAAAAGCUAGCCAAAAACUGAGAGUUUACAGACACGUUCCGGAGAGGUGAAUGGGAUUAUGGCUAUGUUUAUUUACGAGAAGACAAAGACGUGCUGAGUUUCUGCGUGUUUUUCCCGAGAAAAACGCUGUUUUUUCCUAUCUGGCCGCCUCUGAAGGAUGCUGCCUCCGCUUAUGCUGUUAGCCUGGUUUAGCUUAGCCAGCUAGCCGCCAGCGUUAGCACUCAAAUCCCCAGCUAAACUAAUCUACAGAUUUACACCGUCUGCCGCGCACAGAGCGGGCUAAUGACACGGAUAAAGACAGCUAAUUAUCCUCGGAGUCUUCAACAGAGGAUUUAUCCUAAUAAAGCUGCAGGAAAACCGGUCUUUUAAUGGUUAUUUUGGGUGAUAAUAUUGGGUGAGAACAUGUUGGUUAGCAACCGUUCGCUAAUGUGACUUAGGUGGGUUAUAACACAUUCGUAAUGUGUGAAUCUUAGCUAAUUCACGCUAGGUUAGAUUGGCUAACUAACUUCCCUACAUUUGAGCAGUUUUCUUCUAAAAAGAAACAGAUAGCUAUCCCUACUUUACCCAAGUUUUACCUUUCAAAUAUUCUGAGUUAUUUAUCUAUCUAUACAUGUUGAUAGUAUGAUGUUAAGCUAUAGGGGAAGAUGGGCUAAAUUAGUCACAGUGUCAGGAGUAAUGUACAAAAUACAUAACUAGAUUAGCUAACCUAGCUGUAGGUGUUUAUAUGUAAAUAAAGAUAUUUAGCGUAAUGGACUCUAUUUAAUUUAGAAUAGACCUCUGGCAUAUUUUAGAGCCAAACCAUAUUGAUUUCUAUAUCUGGUGUUUACUAUUCAUCUCUCUUUACUGUUCAGAUAGGUCAGGAUACAUAUGCAGUAAAGUUAAUUUCAGAUUCAGGUUAUUAUGUUCUGAAAUAAUCUUUAUUCUUCAUCUUAUUGUAUUUGGAAUGAUAUUCUAAUGUCCGUCAUAUUUUAUUAGGUUAAGCUGUAAGACAGCCAUCUAACUUUGUUGUGUAAUCCUAUUUCAAGAUUUCUAGCUUGUGUUUUGGAUCAGAGCACUUUAAGAAGGUUAACUAAUGUAGAAAGGAUUAUAUGAGUGUGUUUGAACACUGGAUAAGAAACUGUUGCCAAAAAAGGUCCUACUGUUUCGGCAGAGCAGCUUUGCAUGUUAUAUGAGAUAAAUGAGCUCAUUCUUCCAACUGUGGUUAAAAGCAAACCUGAUCGCUCAUCUUGAAGUUAGAGUUUGAGUGAGACUUUUGUAAUCAUUUUUAAAAGGUACACAUGGAUGUCGGCGAUAUCCUUCCUGCUGGCACACUGGCUCUAAGAGGACGCAGAGUGACUUUGAAUUCCGAACAUUAUUACACUUAAUUGGGAAUUUAAAUAAGGAAAUAUCUCUGGAGUGUUUCCACACACGUCAGGGGAGAGGAACAGUGCUCCUAAAUGGAGCAGGUCCUCUCCAGCCCUCGAGGUCAUUCCGACUGGGAAUCUGACCAAAAUUCCCUUGGAUUCCUUCUUUUGGAUAUGGAUAAUGAAGUAGUCACUGGCAGCUCUGAAAAGGCAGAGAGACAUCAGAGGGGAGAAUCAGGAAUUGUCUCUCUUAGCUUUGAUGAUAUUUUCCAGGAGAAUGCCUUUAAUUUAGAUGACCUCUUUCGGGCGUCUCGGUACUCUGGAUUGGAGCAGACCUAUCCUUGGGAACAAAGUUCGGAAUGUGUUUCUCCACAGUGGGAUAGACAGCCCCCUUGCUCCCAGGAACUGCCUGACAAAAAUCAUUGCUGUGAUGCAGUGUCUGCUGAUGUGGACACUGGAGAUCUCAUCAGUUUCAGUUCCACUGCCCCCAGCCCUACACACACUAGCAUAUCUGUGCAGGAAACGAAGCAGGGCUUAUCUACGCAGGUUGUGGACCUCUUGCAACCUAUUGUGAUGACUGACACAGAAAGCCCUUUAGAUGGAUUAAUAAAGCAGCCUCCUCUAGAACCAUUGCUGGACCAGACACUUUGUCCAAACCUUUCUCCUCAGAGGACUACAGAACUUGAGCAGCAUUUUGUCUUGACUUCCCAGAUAUGGGAACCAAACCUGGAUCCUUCUCAGAGCAUACCUGAGCAGGUAGGGAACCUCAUGUGUGUUGACUCUGAAAAUGUGCUUGAUCUGGCUGCAGUUUUUUCUGCAGAAGAAGGCUCAGGAAGGACUGCUGUGUGUGAACCUGAGCUUUCGCCUACACCUCUUACUCCCUUGCCCUUUAGCUGCCCCUUUUCUUCUACACCUUCCUGUUUAGACCCAGAUCCUCCAGGUGACCCUACCUCCUUGGCAUUAUGUAUAGAAUCACAUGUCCAGCCAUGUGAUGAGAGCUGUGCUCCCCACCUAGUAACUGACGCUACUAUUGCAGGGAUGUCCACAUUGCAAGACGCUAAUACACCUUCAGCCAGUAAUAUAGAGAGUGACUCCACUCUUGGCGUACAUUCAACACAGUCACCCUUAGAUCUGUCUCUAGAUGAGUCAGCUGCACAAACGGUACAUGAAGGAACUGGAUUAGAUCCACUGGCCUUAUCCGGAACACCACCUGAGUCCAUAUUGCCUGGUCCAUCUACAGAUAUCUCACUCAGUAGAAGUCAGCUUAACCUCAAUGCUGAGAGUCCAUGUGAGGGAGAUGAGACUCUGGAGAUGGGAGGGGGAGAGGUGGAUGUCUUAUCUCACGUGGUACUUAAAAACUCUGUAGAAUAUGACCUCGAAUCAUCGGUACUCAGUCUAGAAGAUAUUUUGGCAUUAACUGAAAAUGUACCUGAUCAGACAACUCCAGUGGAGUCCACAUCUGCCUCAAAGGUCUUACUCUGCUGUGAGACUGAGUUAAUAAUUGAGAACAGUGGCGAUACAGAUGAGCUUUGUGUAAAAAAUACACACACUCCCGAGAUGCCAAGCCUUGGUUCCAUACCUUCAAUGUCACCUCCUGAUGACAUCCCGAAACCUGAACCACUUGACUCUGAGAGAGAGGCACCUGCUGACUCUUUUGAUGCCUUAAAGAGUCAAACAGAUUCUGAUUCCACAGCUUCUUCAGAGACAAAACUGGACUCGGUCUCACCUGUUAUUGAGGCUGUUCUGAAUAUCUCACUUGAGCCAACUGCUGAGACAACGCCUGAGACAGAAAUGGUUACUCCUGACUCUGAAUCCCAAUCUCACAACUCACAUUGUUGCAUAAAUGACUUGCCCAGGGAAACAGGGAAUGAACAGACAAUCAACACAUGCUCAGAAGACAUAUUGAAUGAUGUCUCGCACACUCUCACUUCUGUGGAGACACUUCCCCACUCUCCCCCUCUGCACUUUCAGGAGGCGCCUGUUUGGCUGUGUGAGUCAGAUAACACAUCAGUAGAUUACACAACUCAGCAGGACGGUAAUGAACUAGAUGAAGGUACGACCAAGAACCAGUUACCAGCCUUUCAAAUGGAAUCUGAGAACAUAUCCAAUGGUGACCAUAACUGUGAGUAUGCACAUACACAGGAUGCUGCACCUGAUGAAUGUGCAACACCAAGCGAACCCCACGAAACAAAUGGAUAUGCUCAAAACCUCACAGCUGAGGACCAUUUGAUAUCUCACGAUGAUGAUGUUGUUGAUGACAAUCAGAACACACCACACACACUGAUUGACACAGCUGGGGAAAACAUUAUGGAAACAAACAUGGUGGAUUUAACAACUGUCCCUAUGGAUAACUCACCUUCUAGUACAAAGGAAGAAAGAGAGGAUAUAGAUAAUGAUCAGGAGGACGAUCAUGUGACCCAUUCUUCUCAGUGUGUUCCCAGUCCGCUUGACUUCACGCCUCUUUCAGCUGUGGAUUCUCAGCUGACCCCGGUGGGUGUGGCUGUGGAGCAGGGAAUGGGAGGGGCCACACCUGACACUGAUGAUGUGAGGGAAGAGGGUGAAACUGAUCUACCUGUCCAGUGCACACAGGUAGACCUGCCUCAAAUAAAGCACACGCUGCCCAGUCCAACUCUGAUAGACUCCUCGCCACUCACAGAUGAGUCUCCCAGUGAAGUCUGCCCACCAGAGGAAAUAUGCACGCCUCUGAUGGAGGAGAACAUUGAUGUUCUUGACAUUCCUGACCUGCCCAGCAAUGCUAAAAUGGCCUUGGACUUGUGUGUGAGCUCAGAUGCAGCCCAAGAAGGCAGCGUUGCUGCUGGUGCCGUACCUGUGGCUACAGUUCCUGCUGCAUCUACUCGAGAUGAGGAGCGUUCUGCGCUGCAAACCGUUUUCCAAGCUCUUGACCAGGAUGGAGAUGGAUUUGUCCGCAUUGAGGAGUUUAUGGAGUUUGCCACAGCGUAUGGAGCAGAACAGGUGAAGGAUCUGACGCACUUUUUGGACCCGAGUGGCCUGGGUGUCAUCAGCUUUGAGGAUUUCCACAGAGGGAUCACUGCUAUCAGCAAUGGAGGCUCUGAUCCAGAUCUCUACAGGUUGCAGCUCAGUUCAGGGGACACCAAUGGAGCAGCAGAGGAAUAUGAUGAGCAGGCGGAGGUGUCAGACAGUGCGUACCUGGGUUCAGAGAGUGCAUACAGCGAGUGUGAGACGUUUACAGAUGAAGACACUGGAGCACUGGUUCAUCCCGAAUUACAUGAAGAUGUGGAGACGGACAGCGGCAUCGAGAACACACUCACAGAGAGCGAGGACCGCAACAGGUUCUCUCUUGGCUCCGAUUUGCAUGGCAAUGCCUUGGUUGCUGUUAUCGGUGGAGAGGAGGAGCACUUUGAAGAUUUUGGGGAGAGUAACUCCGCCUCUGACCUGCUGCUGGCCAAUCAGGAGGAGGGGAGGGCGGCACCCGAGGGGGAGGGAGACCCAGAACCACACCCACACCAGGGGAGCCCAAUGCACCGCCCACAGAUGCUGUUGUCACCAAGCUCUGAUCCCUUUCCCACUAGUUUCCAGAGUUUUCUGCAGUCUGAAUCUCUGGAGUUCUUCUGCACUCACUGUCACAAACAGAUCAGCCGUCUUGAGGAUCUGUCCACUCGUCUGCACUUACUAGAAAUGAAUAGCUCCAGCAAGAGGCUCUCCAGUAAGAAAGCAGCAAGGCAUUUGCUACAGUCUGGUGGUCUAGAUGGCAUGAGUGAUUUGAGCCGUGACAUCCUGGACCUUGCCGACAGUGACAUCACCGAUAAGGUGCUGCUGCUGGAGCGGCGUGUUUGUGAGCUGGAGAAGGAUUCAGUAGCAAGCGAGGAGCAGCAUGCACGCCUACGGCAGGAGAACCUCACGCUUGUGCACCGUGCAAACGCACUGGAGGAGCAGCUUAAAGAGCAGGAGCUCCACUCUGAAGAGAACCUCCAAACUCUCGCCCGCAGACACAGAGACACGCUCAGCAAACUGCAACGAGAGAGAGACCUGGAGAUAGAGAACCUGCAGGCCAGGCUGCAUCAGUUAGAUGAAGAGAACAGCGAGUUGAGGUCAUGUGUACCCUGCCUGAGAGCUAACAUUGAAAGAUUGGAAGAGGAGAAGAGGAAGCUACAGGAUGAGGUGGAUGAUAUGAGUGACAGGUUGAAUGAAGAAACAGAGUCUCGCAGAAAAAUGUCAGACAAGCUGAGUCACGAGCGACACAGCAACAACAAGGAGAAAGAAAACACGCAGGAGGUGAUUGAGGACUUACGGAAGCAGCUGGAGCACCUGCAGCUCUUCAAAUUGGAGACAGAGGCUCGACGAGGCCGAUUACCCGGUGCUGGCCUGCAAGAGUACAACACACACAUGAGAGAAAACGAGCUGGAGCAGGAGAUACGCAGACUCAAACAGGAUAACCGCAGCUUGAAGGAACAGAAUGAUGAGUUGAAUGGGCAAAUUAUUAAUCUUAGUAUUCAGGGAGCCAAAAGCCUCUUCACCGAGUCCCUAUCUGAGUCCCUGGCGUCCGAGAUCAACAACGUGUCUCGUGCUGAGCUGAUGGAGGCCAUCCAGAAGCAGGAGGAAAUCAACUUCCGGCUGCAGGAUUACAUCGACCGCAUCAUCGUGGCCAUCAUGGAGUCCAACCCAUCUAUAUUAGAGGUCAAGUAAUCGCAGUGACGACAGCCGCCCUGGAACAGGCUGGAUGGAUGCUGGACUGAAGCUGAUGGCCGACGCACUCUUACCCACACACACUCUCACACUCUCACACUAAAGCUGAACAUUGGAUUUAUAUUUUUGUUUGAUGGCUGCUCCUCCGCUUUCUGCUGCGAGACAACAUUCAUCACUCAUCAACUGAGGGAUCAAGUACUGUUUUGUGAAGGAAGGAGAUUUUUAUGUGGGUGUGUUCGUCUGUGCGUGAGUGUGUUCUGUAUGGCUGUUGGUUCCUGUGACUUCCCUGUGUUGUGGGAUAGAGGGGCCCAAUCCCCAUGUGUGUGUGUGUUUGUGUGUGUGAGUGUGAAUGGGUUUGUGUGUAUGUGUAGACUGACUACAUGAGCCCUCACUCAGACAUGUAGGCUGCACAAACUCAAGUGUAGUAACCUGUAAGUACACACACACAAUUUAAUCCACCCACAUAUUAUACAUACACUCUUAAAAAUGAAGAUGUUAUGAAGGUUUCUUUGAGCGAGGCCUUGUUUACACUUGGUUUUAUAUUUUAUUCAUCCUGAGUACCAGAAUUAUAUUAAAAUAAAGGCCAAGCUACAUAAAAAAUCCAGGAGUAAAAGUCAAUUGUUGGUUUGAGCCACAUGUUACAGCACUGAAAUGCAUCUGUGUCUCCAAGGCCAGUUUGACAAGCAAAACCCCUCAAAGUGCAACCAAACAUUACCUCAUGCCAUACAUCAUUGGGCAUGUGAUCUGUUUCUGUGGGGAAGAUGGAUAUGAAGGAUGAUGUUAUAUUAAAUCAUGGACAAUGGCAUGAAAAAUGCAGCAACUUAGUGCUGACUGUGUUUUAUAAUUUUGAUCGAUAUAAUGCAAUUUCAAUAUAAAUAUGAACAAUAUACAAGGCAACCUAAAACUGAGAAGGAAUGGCAACAUACAGCUCUGGAAAAAAAAAAUAAAUGAAGAGACCACUUCAGUUUCUGAAUCAGUUUCUCUGAUUUUGCUAUUUAUAGGUAUAUGUUUGAGUAAAAUGAACAUUGUUGUUUUAUUCUAUAAACUAAGGACAAUAUUUCUCCCAACUUUCAAAUAAAAAUAUGGUAAUUAAGAGCAUGUAUUUGCAGAAAACGAGAAAUGGCUGAAAUAACAAAAAAUAUGCAGAGCUUUCAGACCUCAAAUAAUGCAAAGAAAACAAGUUCAUAUUCAUAAAGUUUUAGGAGUUCAGAAAGCAAUAUUUGGUGGAAUAACCCUGGUUUUUAAUCACUGUUUUCGUGCAUUUUGAAAUGUUCUCCUCCACCAGUCUUACACACUGCUUUUGGAUAACUUUAUGCCUUUACUCCUGGUGCAAAAAUUCAAGCAGUUCAGCUUGGUUUGAUGGCUUGUGAUCAUCCAUCUUCCUCUUGAUUAUAUUCUAGAGGUUUUUGUUUUUUUUAGGAUUUGGUAAAAUCUAAGAAACUCAUAAUUUUUAAGUGCUCUCUUUUUUCCAGAGUUGUACAUUUGUAGUUACAAACAUCUAAAAAAGUGAACUUUCCAGUUCAUGUAGUACACCCUGUGAUGAAUGUCAGCAAAGUACUUAUAGGCAAGUCACUUCACUAAAUUAUUGAUGAAAAUCUGAUUUAAAAAAUGACCAACAUUUUAUAGCAUCUGACUUAAUAAUUCACAAUACAUAGAAUUUUUUGAAUUUUCAUGGCUACUGCGCUUGCGCACAUCUCCAAAGCAUUCUGACUUUUCUCUGCUCUCCACAAGAGCAGAAAGCUGAUUGGCUCAUUUUGCUGAAGGGCGAGACUUUGUCCUUGAAUGGAGGCCAUGAUUAGCGUAGCAAAAAAUCCCAUUCAUACUGCAGUUAGUGGCCUGUUUCCUCCUUAAUGACAUCUCUGAUGUUAGUCAGUGAUGGUUACUACAAAUAAUAUAAAUUGAAAUAUCCAAAAUGUGUUAUAUAUUAUAUUACCUUUAUUGAAAGAUUUUAUCAUUGCAAUAUACAUUGAUAAUGACACAAUAAAAUGCGGAUUUGCGUAUUCACACAGCAAUCAGAUUUCAGUCUAUUUGACUACCAGUUGUAACUGCAUGGGUUUGAAAUCUUAUCAUAUAGUAGAAACAUAAAGUGAGUCAUUUUUGUAGUAGAGAUGUAUGUAAAGAAGCUUUUAAAGGCUAAAAGAAUUAGAUAUAAAUUAUUCAGCAGUCUCAAUUUUCAGUCUCGCAUCUUGGCGUCGCUCAAAAACCUUUGUAGCACCUUUAUUUUAUUUUUUUUUGUGUACACAAACACACACACAUGCAUACAUACAUAUACAUAUACAUACACAUAUAUAGCUGUUAUUUUGCAGUGUCAGUUUUUAGCUCUGAGUUAAAUCCCAGUAUAGCUCCAUGAGUACACCCGUGUGAGGGACACUAUGUGGCCUGAGGGUGGGUGACUGCGUGUGUGUGUGUGUGUGUUUGUGUGUUUUUGAUGUCAUUAUUAAUAAAUGACUACUGUUGUUUGCUGACAAUGUCAAGCAGCUUAAAGAAUGUUCUGUAUGUUAAGUUUUCAGUUGUACAUUUCUGUUCUAUUUCGUUUGUUUGUUUAUUUAUUUACGAUGAAGCAGAACGCGAGGGCUACAAGCACACCUCCACGUUCCACAAACCGCCUCAGUGUAACAACAGGAGUUUAGGUUGAUUGAUACUCUGCUGGCUGAGGAGGUGGUGGUGGUGCAUUGUGGGGAGUGUAGUUCUGUGCCCUCGCGCUGUAUUCCUGCUGAGUUAGAGAAGCUGGACACAGUGGAUUGCCUCCCGUGGCCUGGAUUGCACCGAGAGACUUUUAUUUUCUGUAUAAAACGAUCUCAUUUCUUUCAUUUGAAUGAUGAAAAAGGAGUUCUAUAUAUAUAUAUAAAUAUCUAUAUAUUUCUUCUAAGACAAGCUGAGAAUCUGGAGACUGACGAUUGACUGAAGAAGAUUGCACUCAGAAAAGCAAAGUUUGUUUUCGGACACCUUUUGAGACAUGAAGAUUUUUUUUGCUGCGUUCUGCUGAAGCGAGAAGAGCCAUUUCAUGUAAUUAAUUAAUUACUAGAGGAUGCUGAGGUGGACAGUGCAAGAGAUGUUGCUUUAAAAGAGAGAGAAACUCUGCUUUUCUUAUUUCUGUGAAGCUGGAGUGGAUUGGAGUGAAGCUCAGACUGACUACUACUAACACACACAUACACUCUCUUACACUCUCUCUCUCUCUCUCUCUCACACACACACAUUCCUCCCUUUGAAUGUAAAUAAUGAUCUGUUAAAUGCUUUCCUUUCUAUCUCAGUAGGUAUUUUUUUACAGAAACAGGGAAAGAAGAUUCUGUUUAAUUUCGUCUUCCACCCUCGCACACAUCUUCUUCUUGGCCAUGUCACAGGCAUGUGUGUGAGUGUGUGUGUGUGUAUAUGUGUAAAUCUCUCCGGCACAGCUGGGACAGACUUAGAGAUUUAGGCUUUAGGCUGAUCUAGGAUCAGGCUUUGCCUUUAAUAUUAGAAUGAAUUGUGAAUGUAAGUAGAUAUGGACAGGCAAAGCUGACCCUAGGCCAGUGUGAGAGACACUGACCUUUUUUAUUUUCCCUUUUAUCUUCAGUACUGUUCCUGGCCCACUGUACUUCAAUACUGCUCCCCUACCCCACCCCACAGGCCACUCAAAGCUUUAACAGGAGUGUUUUCUCCAGUGCUAUAACAUACACACACCACUUUUGCUCUUUUGCUCUAGAAGCUUGAGUUUACUAACUAGCGUGUGCAGGUGCCUCAUUCAUUCCUUUCCCCCGUCUCCCCCUCUAUCUCUUCUUCUCUCUCUAAUUUAUCUGUAAACUCUGCAGCAAGAGCACCAGUAGCACUGACCACACACUACUACGUCAUUAACACAUCUAACAGUAAACGCCGACCUUUAAAAAAAGGGAAAAUAUGUAUAUAAAUCUCUUUUUGGGAAUUCUCACUCGCGCCUCCUCUAAUGUCCAAAGAAGAAAAAAAAAAACAUUUCACUGCUGAGCAGGAGCUCCGCUUGUCACUUAGAAAACAUGAAGAAUAAAUACUAAUUUUAGUAUAUAAAUAACAUUUCAAAUAAUCUUGUUGUAAUGAAGGAUUAAAUUGUAAAGUGAAGUUUAUUCUGCUAUAUAUGAAGGAAUGUGUAUAAAUUCAGAUCAGUAUUGUCUUCUGCUGUAAGUUUUUUUUUUCCUUCUGGUUCUUUUGAAGAUGCCCCACAAGAUGUAUCUCUUACUGUACGGGGUCCUAUAGAUUUUCAACUGUAAAAUAAAAUAGAUGCGAAUAAAUAAAAUGAACAUAUCUCCUACACAAA